AUGGAGUUCGUACGCGUUCCAUUACCUCAUCGAACUGCCGGGAUUCGUGGAUAGGGAGUUAAGUAGCACGAGACAUGCCUCGGAACGAGCAUACUGAAUGGGAUUCCUUUUAUCUGAAGUCAACAGUGCCUUGAAUUCUCUUUCAUGUUUUCCAACUUCCAAACAUUGUUACCAUUAUUUCGAACCUAGAUACACGCUGGAUAAAGCUAAACAUUGCUGUAGGUUAAAGUAUGCUCAGCAUCUUCAGUAAGAAUACUAUGCCCUCCAGAUUUAUACAGAGAUUUUAUCUCUAUUUUCAUUUUCAUCGAUUUCACACUUGUUUUCACACAAACAUUCGAAUUGUCUUUGAUAAGAGACCAAAUGGUUAUUACGAAAAAUUCUCGUAGAACCUUGGAUAAGAAUACUGUGUUCGGGUGGAUCAGAUUUCUAUAGAUAAUCUGACAAAAUGGUCCGCGUUUAUCUAGUUCCUUCUUCGUCACGUACAUCAAUCGGUAUUACAAUGUUUAUCGGUUUUUGGUUUCUGUUGUUGUACAGACAAAAACGAUUGAAUAUUUGUACAAAAAAGCCGUUUAAGUGCAGUAUCGUCGUGGGAGAUCAGUGUAUCAUGAUCGGAUUCGAUCAACUAAACAGUGCUGGCCCCAUGGAAGGCACAUUGGAAGAACCCCCUGUUAAGGACUCAUCUCAGGCCAGUCCUGAUAAGGUUCUCAAAGAUGUGAUUCCAAAUGGUGUUAAUGGAAAUUAUAAUGACAGAGAAGAAUUUGAUGAUGCAAAUAUUAAUGCAUCUAAAUUUGUGUCUAAAGAAAAUAACAGUGCAGUAAAGGGGAAUAGGGAGGCAAAUGGAAAAGAAGAUGACGAAGAUGAACACAAAAUGGAUGUUGACAUCGAAGAAAGGGAUUUAGAAUCUGAAGAUAGUGAACAAAAUGGGAUAGCUGAAAGUAGAAGCAACAGGGGUGAAAUGUCAGAGUCAGAAAAUGACUCAAAAACGUCUAAAUCAUCUGAGGGUGUCAGUGAGACGGACAAUUUUAGUGAAGUGUCUAAGACUGAAGAUAAGUGUAAAAACACAUCUUGUGAGGCUAUGGAAGUUGACGAACAAAGUAAUAACUCAGAUGUUGAAUGUCUUGAUGAAAGUGUAACAGAAAUACACUCCGAUAAUGAUGAUGUGUUCACUAUGAAAAAUUCUGCUGUUAAGGAUAUUCAAAAUUUAUCGAGCAGUAGUGAUAUACAGAUUAAUGACAGUAAUGAAAUUGCUGACAGUAGUCUGGAUACAUCUGAUGUGAAAAUUUGUGAAGAAAAUGGAAGUUGUGGUAGUCCUGAUAUCGAAGAGAUAACGGAUAGUGCAAAGAAUGGUCAUAAUUCUUCGUCAGAACGUACUAAUAAAGAUCCUACAAAGCAGAGGAAGCCAAGGAAACAAAUAGAUCUUGGUAGCAUUACACCGAGAAGAAGUUCGCGUAAUAUAAAAAGGACAAGUUAUAUAGAAAAAGAAAUAGAAGAAGAUGUAGAUGAUGAUGGUUCGGAUAUAGAGGAAAUUAAGCCAGAAGAUCCUUUGGCUGGUAUCGAUAGUAAGGAUAAAGAGAAUUCUAAACUGAAAUCACCAAUUAAAAACAGUAAAACUACUAUUGUGGUUAAUGAUACUAAACGGUUAGUAGAGAUUGCAGCUGGUAGUAAAUCCGUAAAAGGAGGAAAAAAAGAACCUACUUUAGUUAUCAUAGACACAAAUUCCAUUCUUUCUGGGCGUGGUGGUGUUCCUGUAAGUAGCAGUAAGCCUCAUCAUACUGCCUCCAGUACUAGUUCAUUUUCUGUGGUUCCAAUGGGUAUGACAACACAAACAAUGUAUCCUAAUAUGAGAACAACAAUUACACCUGUGCCCAUGACAUCAAAAUCUGCACAGUUAAGUCCUAAAACAAGCAGUAUGACUACUGUAACACCUACAGUAACACCUCCGAUAUUACCAACAUUGACUGAUGAUAUGUUUGUAGUAGAAGCACCAUCUUUUAUAGUACCAUAUGUAUAUGAAAAACCACCUCUUAAACCAUUAAAAGAAUUUGUCACAAAACUAGAAAAAUGCUUAGAAGAAAAGGAGAAGGAAGAAAGAAAUAAUAGAAUCAUGGAAGAGAAUAAAGAAGAAUGUGACGACGACUCGUCGGAUAUAAGUCAGAAAAAUAAAGACAAAGAUGAAGAAAGUGAAAACGAAGGAAAUUCUAAAAGCAAAGAUGGGGAGGACAAAGGUGAUAAUUCGUUAGAUUUAACCGAAUCUGGAUUUAGUAAUAUAAGUGACAAACAAGACAUAAGGCAAGACGAUAGGAAUAAAGUAUUGACUUAUUUUGAUUUACCAUUGGGAAAAUUUUUCAUGCAAAUUGGAGUAAAUCUUGUACAAGAAUACGUGCAAACCGAUCUUUUACGGACUCAAAAGCGUAAACAAGGCAAAGGUAGCACAUCGGCUGAAACUCAGUUAGCUAUAAAUUCACUCAUUAAAAACCUAGAAUUUAGUAAAGAAAAUAAUGAACCAUUCCACUUAGAACUGAAAAAAUGUGAAUUCUGUAGUUUUAAAACAGAAUCGACCUUAGUCAUGCAACAUCAUUUAGAAACACCGCAUAUGCGCAAUUACGUCUACAAGUGUAACUUCUGUCCAGUCGAAGUGCGUAGCCCUCACGAUAUAUUAUUCCAUAUGGAAGCAGAACAUAAUACUCGCGGAAGGUUGGAACGUGGUCCAGCUUUUCAUCAAUGUCCUAAUUGUCCAUUUGAGGAUAAUCAAAAAGGCAAAUUAACACGACAUAUACUUGCUUGUACUAAAAAAUUCAGACCAGAAAAAAACUUGGAACCAGCUGCCGAUUGGGAACCUCCAGCAAAGAUUCCAAGAUUAAAUAGAACGAGGCCUGUUGGACCUACUAACCCGAGUGCCCUUGCAAUGGCAAUGAGUGGUAAAGGGCCACAACCACUUUUACCAAAAUUACUUCCUGCCCCUAUCACAGGACGUGGAAGAGGACGAGCACCUAUGCAGCCAAGAUAUCCAGAUUUAAAAACGUUACGGCCGGGUGGUACGACGAUGAGACAAGAUAAUGUUGCAGGAAUGAUGUAUCGUCCAACAUCUUCUGGUCUAUUAGUCCCUACUUCAUACCAAUUUGGUAGCAACCAAAUAUUUCAGGUGGUGGGUGGCUCUGGGACUGUCAUGUCGGCUGUCUCGGGAGUGAGUAGCAGUAGCGGCGGCAGUUCCGGUCAACCCACACCCAUUGCACUUGUACCCAACGUAAUCGACUCUCUCUCUAGAUUGUCCUCAUCACAGAAUACAACAAGUCCCAAGAAUCCCACAGCAAAGUUGUUAAGUCAGCCAAGUAUAUCUAUUACUCCAUUACCGCGUACAACAUCUCAAACCUCCGUUCCUGGUUCAGGAACUUCGUCGAAGUCUGGGGGGAAAACUACAUUUGUUAUAUGCGAGAUCUGCGAUGGUUAUAUUAAGGAUUUAGAACAACUACGUAAUCAUAUGCAAUGGAUCCACAAAGUAAAAAUACAUCCAAAGAUGAUUUAUAAUAGACCUCCACUGAAUUGCCAAAAAUGUCAGUUUCGGUUUUUCACAGAUCAGGGUCUAGAAAGACAUUUACUUGGAUCUCAUGGAUUAGUUACAUCUAGUAUGCAAGAAGCAGCAAACAAAGGAAAAGAUGCAGGUCGCUGUCCCGCUUGCGGCAGAGUAUAUCAGUGGAAAUUACUAAAUCAUGUCGCGCGAGAUCACGGAAUGACACUAAAACCAGCGCAUCUAUCUUAUAAAUGUACAGUUUGCACUGCCACAUUUGGAAUGUAUAAGCAAUUUGAAAACCAUGUUUAUUCGGCACAUAGUGUCGUUGCUAAAAGAGUGAUGGAUAAGAAGAAUACACCUUCGUCUCCAUCGUCCAGAUCCAAUGAUUCCCUUCUGAAACCGUUGAAGAUAAAUGAUGAAAUUACAAUUAUUCCACAACCAGCAAAACCUACAACCAGAUCGGGUACAUCUCAAGGCAGAGGAAAAUAGCAAUGAUCAGCCGAGUGAUACAUGUGUCUUGUCUUACUGAAUUUCACGUAAUUUUGUGGUACUCCAUAUGGUCGUUGUAUUAUACAAUGACUGACGUGCCGUGUACAUGUGUAUGCAUAUUAUGCUUAAGACGCAAUUACAACACAUAAAUCUUACAACUCUUGGCAAAAAAAACUAGUUGAUUGCGUAACAAUAUUCCAUCAAUGAUUAUACCGAUAUAUUUAUUUAAGAAUUUUUAUUGUUGUUAUCAGACAUAGAUAAAAUAGACUGUAAAAAUAUUAAAGGGUGGCCUUCAGUCUAAUUCCUUGGUUAAUCCUAGAGCUGCAUAUUCCUGACCUACAUGCCUAUGAAAACCUACAAAUAUAAAGUAUAUUUACAUUUUAUGCGAAACUCACAUGUCAUAUUGCGAAAUCACUCUUAAAUAGUAAAUUCACUAUAAUAUAAAUUCAUUUUCUAAAACAAAUAUAUUUGAAUUAAUUCUAUUUUGUUAUUAACGCUAAUACAACUAAGUAGGGCAAAAAGUGCCCUCACUAUCCAUAUAUUCGAUGUGUCUGCGCGUUGCGAAGCAAUUUCUGAAUAUACCAAGUAACAAAUAAUACUAAUUAACGAGAGUGCCCUAGACUGUCUCGCGAUGUUUUUUGGUAUGUAAUAGGUAUCAAGAAUUUUUUCUCACUUUUUUCUAUCACAUGUAUACUUCUCUUUUUUUUUCUAAUUUCGCCAUCGUAUUUUUAAGCGACGAAUGUGAAACUUAUAAUUCACUGCUUAAACUUGUAACAUUUACUGAAGUUAUGUGUAUGAAAUAAGUUGUGACAUCAGAAACUUUUUCAAAGUUGUAAAUUGUAUUACUGCUAUAAGUUGAAAUCUUUCGUCGCAAACAUUGUAAUAAGACAAUUAAGUUUUAUUUUCGUGCUCUUAAUAUAAAGAAAAAUGUACAUUAACAUAGAGUAUAAUAUAAAGGAUUAUAUCAAUAAAAUAGGAUGGCACACACAUGUGUAUACAUUUUUUCUGUUAAAACGAUGAAUUUAUCAUGGAAUACCGAACUUACUAGCACACAUCGCGAUAUUUAAAUAAAUAUAUAUAUAUUUAUGUAUGUAUAUAUAUAAUAUCUAACAAAAAAUAUUAUAUAUAUAAAUAUGUAAAAUUAUUCUAGUAUAGCGAUAGUGUGGUAUAAAGAAGGACAGUUAAUUAUGUUCUUGUAUGCACUAUGGAUCAAUAAUAGGCUUAUAUUAAUAUGUAGAUAGUUGAAAAAGUAACAGGUUUAAUUUAAUAAUUUCGAUUUUUUCUUAAUAAGUUUUAUACGUUACUGUAGGUAAUAAUUUUAGGAAAAAAAACUAUAUUCAAUAAAGAAAAUAACGGUGCAUUUUUGCACUGUAUGGCUGUAUUAUUUAAUUCUAUCACUUGCCAGCCACUUUUAUGGCAAGACAUGUUGGUAAAACAGAGAAACAUUCAUAGACAUAAUUACAGAAAUAUAUAGUUUACUGUAAUAAUUUGUACAAUAUUAUAUGAUUAUAAAAAUAAAGUGUACCAACAUUGUAUUAAAAUUAA
Molecule: messenger RNA, 5542 nt
Organism: Osmia lignaria (orchard mason bee)
Lineage: Eukaryota; Metazoa; Arthropoda; Insecta; Hymenoptera; Megachilidae
Gene: MEP-1
Product: zinc finger protein MEP-1
Biological process (GO): positive regulation of transcription by RNA polymerase II
Cellular component (GO): nucleus
Source: RefSeq, a predicted model, not a curated record